CUAGAACUAGCAUAAUUAAGCUCGAAAAAAAAGAAAGUUGUCGAACUUUAUUAGGCCGAAGAGCUGGCUAUGGAAAACGGGCUUGAUGAGUGCACACAAGAUGGGACUGUGGAUCUCAAAGGAAAUCCUGUUCUUAGAUCCAAGAGAGGCGGAUGGAGAGCUUGCUCCUUUGUUGUUGUGUAUGAGGUUUUCGAACGUAUGGCAUACUAUGGGAUAUCAAGCAAUCUUGUAGUGUACUUGACCAAGAAGCUCCAUGAAGGCACAGUGAGGUCGUCCAAUAAUGUUACGAAUUGGGUUGGCACCAUUUGGAUGACUCCUAUCUUGGGUGCUUAUGUUGCCGACGCUCACCUUGGUCGGUACUGGACCUUCCUCACCGCAUCUGUUAUCUAUCUUUUGGGGAUGUCUCUACUAACACUAUCAGUUUCCCUUCCUGCUCUAAGACCACCUCCCUGCAAGGAUGCCAAUUCGGACAACUGUAGAAAGGCCUCCACAAUGCAAUUAGCAGUGUUCUUUGGCGCCCUCUACACGCUAGCUGUUGGAACUGGCGGCACAAAGCCGAACAUCUCGACCAUCGGUGCUGACCAAUUUGAUGAUUUCCAUCCUAAGGAGAAGGCUCAUAAGCUAUCCUUCUUCAAUUGGUGGAUGUUCAGCAUCUUCUUUGGAACACUCUUUGCUAACACUGUACUUGUGUACAUACAAGACAAUGUAGGUUGGGCAUUAGGGUAUGGGCUUCCAACACUUGGGCUUUUGAUAUCGGUGGCUAUAUUCUUAGCUGGCACACCAUAUUAUAGGCACAGGCUGCCAACAGGAAGCCCAUUUACAAGGAUGGCUAAGGUCAUAGUGGCAGCCCUGCGGAAAUCGAAGGUUUCAGUCCCUAGCGACCCUAAGGAACUCUAUGAGCUCGACUUGGAAGAAUAUGCUAAGGGGGGGAAGUUCAGGAUUGAUUCCACACCAACCUUGAGGUUCCUCACUAAAGCUGCUGUGAAAACAGGUCGAACUGACCCAUGGAUGCUUUGCUCAGUUACUCAAGUAGAGGAGACUAAACAGAUGUUGAGAAUGAUUCCGAUACUGAUUGCCACAUUCGUCCCAAGCACGAUGAUUGCUCAGAUAAAUACUCUUUUUGUCAAGCAAGGCACUACUCUUGAUAGAAACAUUGGCAGCUUCAAAAUCCCACCAGCAAGCUUAGUUGGAUUUGUGACACUAUCAAUGCUUGUUUGUGUUGUGCUAUAUGACAGGUUCUUUGUUAGUAUUGCUCGUAGAUGGACAAAGAAUCCCAGGGGGAUCACUCUUCUUCAGAGAAUGGGAAUAGGCCUUGUUUUUCACAUUAUAAUCAUGAUAGCUGCAUCACUGAUUGAAAGGCACAGAUUAAGUGUGGCCAGAGAACAUGGCUUGGUUGAGAAUGGAGGUCAAAUCCCUUUGACGAUAUUCAUUUUGCUUCCUCAAUUUGUGCUCAUGGGAGUGGCUGAUGCAUUUUUAGAGGUGGCCAAGCUCGAGUUCUUCUAUGACCAGGCACCUGAAAGCAUGAAAAGUCUUGGCACUUCUUAUUCAACAACCAGUCUUGGAAUUGGAAACUUCCUUAGUAGUUUCCUUCUUUCCACAGUUUCUGAUAUCACCAAGAAGCAUGGUCACCGAGGGUGGAUUUUGAAUAACCUAAAUGCUUCUCACCUGGACUAUUAUUAUGCCUUCUUCGCGAUACUCAACUUCUUGAACUUCAUUUUCUUCUUGAUUGUGAAUAGGUUGUAUGUGUAUAAGGCUGAAGUUUCAGAUUCAAUGGAAGUACUGGCUGAAGAAUUGAAAGGGAUGACAUUGACGGAACCUAACCAAGUUUCUUCACAUGAAUGAGAUGUGCAGAAGAAAAUCUUAUAUAGAAAUCAAAGCUUAAAUCAGAGAAUAGGUUUCAACUUUCAAGUUGAUGACCAUUGAAUAGAAGCUACCUCACUCGAUAGCCUACUUCGGAGUUGAAUCAGUCGGGAGAAAUGGUGGUUAGUACGUGUAUGCUGCAUUUUCUUCACCCUUCGAGGGAAAAAAAGCUGUCACAUAAACGAUAUAUUGAAAGAAAACGGCAGUUAAUGUUGAUAAACUUGAGAGUGUUUAUCUUCAGCAACAACACAAUUAAGAAAAUCUCAUCCCAUAAAGGAAUUGCAUUUUGUGAUAUAA
Populus trichocarpa (black cottonwood) is the source of this 2157-nucleotide messenger RNA. RefSeq names its product protein NRT1/ PTR FAMILY 5.2. Gene Ontology annotation, molecular function: dipeptide transmembrane transporter activity; tripeptide transmembrane transporter activity. Gene Ontology annotation, cellular component: membrane. The transcript is spliced from 4 exons. The coding region runs from base 70 to 1842 and encodes 590 amino acids. NCBI's taxonomy places the organism in Eukaryota, Viridiplantae, Streptophyta, Magnoliopsida, Malpighiales, Salicaceae. Gene Ontology annotation, biological process: transmembrane transport; dipeptide transport. The record is from RefSeq and is a predicted model, not a curated record.